Emys orbicularis (European pond turtle) is the source of this 474-nucleotide messenger RNA. It is a transcript of the gene FAM162B, whose product is annotated as family with sequence similarity 162 member B. The transcript is spliced from 4 exons. Bases 1 to 474 code for a protein of 157 amino acids. The record is from RefSeq and is a predicted model, not a curated record. Lineage: Eukaryota; Metazoa; Chordata; Testudines; Emydidae.
AUGCUGGCGGCAGCUGGGAGCCGCGUCUGCCUGGGCCGGCUCCUGGCCGAAGGGCAGCUGCACGCCCCCCUGCUCCGGCCGGCAGCGCGUGGGAUCGCGGCCACUGCAGCUUCCUCCAGCAGCGCCCACAACCGAAGCCCAGGGGCCAUCAGCUCGGCUGAGAAGAUGUACAAAGUACCUGGUAGUUACAAACCUUCCAACUUUGACAAAAAAAUCCUCAUGUGGACAGGACGCUUCAAGACUGAAGAAGAGAUUCCCUCAAGGAUCCCGCCAGAAAUGCUGGACAUAGCAAGAAACAAAGCUCGGGUAAAAGCCUGUUAUCUAAUGAUUGGACUCACAAUUAUCGCCUGCUUUGCUGUGAUUGCAUCAGCUAGAAGGGCUGAACACCAUGAGUCCCUAACAAGCUGGAACCUAGCAAAGAAAGCCAAGUGGCGUGAAGAGGCUGCAGUAUCAGCAGAGUUUAAGACUAAAUAA